AUGCAUGGAGUGCUCCGGUGCUGCUCUCGGUCAAAAUAUGUGACUACAUCACAACGGUUUCUUUCACUUCUUACAAAUGGACUUCCUCGGUUAAGCUCGACACCAUCUCUUCAAAAAUGUAUGCAAAAGCGCAACAUACUUUUCAAAAUGGGUAAUGAAACGCCGCCGAGAGUUGUGGGAUAUUAUGUUGUGUUUCCUCAUAUUCCCGAAGAAACUGUGGAGAACAAUCGGUUCAUGUAUAACAUCGCCAAGGGUGAAGAUUGGCCAACCUUAGCAACAGCAACCCCUAAGGAAAUGUACGAAGGUACAGUACGAAUGCUUAUGGAAUAUGGAGCAACGUGCAUGGAACAUCUUGAGCUGUUGAACAAAUGUAGGACUUUCAAGAGCUAUGGUUGCUUUGUUUCCAAUUUUUUCUUCAAUAUAGCCAGUCAGAAUUUGAGGAUAAAAAUUAUGAGUGCACGUGAUCACAUGGAAAUUUGUCCAACCUCGACUUCCAGGACGCAUCCAAUGCAACUCUACGACGCAAAGGAAGGAUUAACAGAGUGGCAGUUACGGCUUCUUGAGUGGUAUUUGCUUGAGUUUCGUGCAAGUGGGUUAGAUAGACGAGAUGACAAAUCGCGAAAGCUCAUAGGAUCGUGGAACAGAUUCAUCGAUGAAUAUCGUAGCAAAUAUAUUUCAAAUAUCAUGUCCACCAACGACCAGCAUGUUUUCACCAUAACUGACAAGGCCAUGUUGAAAGAUGCUCCACCUCAUGUUCUGCAAGUCCUUGCUGCUGAUCCAGCACAAUGGGAACAAGGACCAUGGCGCGGCCGUAUGACUCCUUAUUCCAUUUAUCCGUUCUUGGAAUAUUGUUCAAAUCGUCAGUUGAGGGCGGAAGCAUGGGAGAAAUGGAUCAGCAAGGCAUCGUUCGAUCAUGAUUUCUACAACAACUCAGUGAAUAUUGAAGAACUGAGACACAAUAAACUGACUCGUCGUAUUCGGCCAGUGUUCAUUGAUCGAAUGGAGUCAUGGACAGCUUUCGCUCAAGCCAAAGAGCUCAUGUCUAGCAAUUUGCAAGCUCACGAUCUCGCAUACAUCUGUAGAAAAGAAGCUGAACAACACUAUGAGUAA
This is a messenger RNA of Cooperia oncophora, 1110 nucleotides long. NCBI's taxonomy places the organism in Eukaryota, Metazoa, Nematoda, Chromadorea, Rhabditida, Trichostrongylidae. The record is from the annotation of a GenBank genome assembly.